Aspergillus nidulans FGSC A4 is the source of this 3441-nucleotide messenger RNA. RefSeq names its product putative PHD finger and SET domain protein. Gene Ontology annotation, cellular component: nucleus. The record is from RefSeq and is a predicted model, not a curated record. NCBI's taxonomy places the organism in Eukaryota, Fungi, Ascomycota, Eurotiomycetes, Eurotiales, Aspergillaceae. The transcript has a single exon. Bases 386 to 3097 code for a protein of 903 amino acids.
CUUUCCCACGGUCGCAGACGACACGGUGGACGACGUCCUUAUUAGAACCGCCACUUACUCGAAUUGCUGUAUCGAUCGACCCGGUCCUACUCCUUGUUUGAACAACAUUUGGUUUGUGAAGCCGUCGGACGAACCUCGCCUUUCUGCAGCCAGCUCUGGCUCUUCAGUACGCUCUGCAGCCAUCGCGUCAGGUUGCAAAGAUAUUAGGGCGUGACAUCUUGCACUGAGUAGCUUGGUGGACCGCUAGUUGAAAGCAGGUAUUGCCUUAGGUAAAGGCUUUCGUGAUAUGUGGUUAGGGAUAUAAUCGAUCCCAUACGCCGCUUCUUGCAAGUACAAAUACCAGCGCGCUUCGCAUUAGACGUCCGAGGGGGUGUUCUGUCGGAUUAUGACAGAGACCUCCCCAGUCGUCAUCACGCAUCCAACCACGGAGCCUUUCCCGGUCACCGCCCCUCUGGACUCACCCAUCGUCAACGGCGCCGUGUCAGAUUCGGUCCCGGCUGAAGAGGAGGAGCCGUAUACCAUCAAAUGCAUUUGUGCGUUCGAAGAUGAUGAUGGGAAUACAGUCUUCUGUGAGGGUUGCGAAACGUGGCAGCAUAUUGAAUGCUAUUACCAUGGUCGGGAUGUCCCAGAAGUCCACAACUGUGUCGAUUGUGAGCCCCGUCAUCUUGACAGUCGGCGCGCCACAGAGCGACAGAGGCGCCUCAGGGAGCAAAGCGAUGGCGGUGACCGGAAAGCUAAACGCUCAGGAACGAAGAGUCACAAAAAGAAGGCGAAGGAUCAUGCGGAUCACGUAAAUGGUUUCCAUCAGCGGUCAGAGUCGAGCAGUCGCGAACAGCUUCCGUUGAAGAAGGCAAAAACUGGUCAUCGCGCGUCAGGCUCGGUCAACUCUUUGCCCGGGAACUCGGCGCUUACUUCUGACAGUCGCAAGCGCACCGCGGCCUCUUUGAGCCCAAUCAAGUCGUUCGGCCCCUCGAUUCCUCUCUACUCUAAUGAGUUUCUCCACCUGUACGACCAGGAUCAUGGGCAUGCUGAUAUGGACGGUAAUCUUUUUGUCAAUCUAACACUUGCCGCUGAUUUGGCCUCGUGGGUGAAAGAUCAUGUCUCACUCGCUCAGGUAGCCAACGGCCGCUCUGCGGACGAGAUAUUCACCAGGUCUGGCGCAACUUUGGAUCGGUCUCAUUGGCCUUCCCUGUCUCUCAAUUCAGUAACAGAUCCCAGUACUGAAUUUGGCGGCAAGCAUCCGACUUGGAAAGUUCUCAAGACCCAAGAUGCCGUUGGUAAAGACGAGAUUGUUGGCGAAAUCACAGGCAAGAUUGGUCUGCUACGAGACUAUUGCCUCGAUCCCGGUAAUCGUUGGCAAGAGUUGCGACACCCCGAGCCGUUUGUCUUUUUCCAUCCCCAGCUUCCGAUUUACAUCGACAGUCGACAAGAAGGCAGUAUCCUGCGUUACGCCAGGCGGUCAUGUCGUCCUAAUGUGACUAUGAAGACCUACAUUACGAAUGAUGUGGAAUAUCACUUUUGCUUUGUUGCCAAAGAGGAUAUCGCACCGGAUUCAGAGAUUACAGCGACAUGGUAUCUAGAUCCCCAGUUGUUUGGGUCUACCAAUGGGAUAGUCAAGCAAGAGCCCGGGGACAGUGUGCAGGAAGUGGCUGCUGUUUGUAUCAGCAAUGUACUGGCCAAUUUUGGUGGCUGCGCGUGCGUUGAGCCACACAGCUGCCUGCUUUCCAGUCUUGAUUGCCGGCGGCAUCCCAAACUUGCGGAUGGAAGCGUAAAACAAGCACAUGCUAAACGGAGGAAAACAAAAAGCAAACCCAAUGUAUCACCGCAUGGUAAUAAUAGCCGUGCUGGGAGUGAAGCUGUCUUUACUCUGGACGACGAUGAUCAUGCAGACAGUCGUUCUGCAUCGAGUUCCAACCGUGGGCAGACCCGCAGUCGUGAUUUGACGCCAACCUUACAGACUCCCACAGAUGCCUUUGGCUUUGGGGAUUCUGAGCUGUCCGCUCGCGAAAGGCGUAAGAUUGCCGCAGCAGAAAAGAAAUUCCAGCAGUUAGAACAGGAUCAACAGACAACCCACAAACGGAGAAAGCGUGUUAGUGGGCAGUCCGCUCAUGCAACUGGGCCAGGCACUUCCGACCGUCGGUCAUUCUCACCCCCAUUGUCUGGAGGUGGUCACCGAUCACCACGCAAACCCUCUGCUCUUAGCACGCCUGCCAGACGGUAUCCAUACGUCGACUCUGCCGUCCAGGCAGACAUCGAGGUUGCGAACGGUGUAAUGCCAUCCCCUCCUUCCUCUAAGCGGCCCAACUUCGUCCCUCUUACCCAACGUCUCCUCAAGCGAUGUUACAUUGAUCGGAUCCGGAUGGAACAUACCAGUCGUCAACAACCUGAUUCACCCCAAUCAAAUAAAACUACCUUUGAAGUAUCAUCCCAUCUUGUUCCUACGCCGACAGCCACCACCCCAAGUGUGUCAGGUGAGAAAGAAGAUGUGGAAAUGCAAGACCUAGAGUCACCAACCGAAGCAUCUUCGGCACGGCCGCAGACGCGCAAUCCCUCUAUGGACAUGUCGCCGUCCCAUGGGCGGGGUUCAGAUGGAGCACUCCCGCUGCCACCACCAUGGCCGUCUAGCGCAGCUCAUAUCGCUCGAAUCCCAGCGCGCAAGGUCACCAGCACUCGUGUAGAUUUACACAUGCCUCCGACUACUGCCACUGGCCUCCCAUCGACGGCGAGCCCGAAUUCAAUAUCGUCGGCUGCAUCAUCCCCGUCUACUUUGGAUCCGUCCUCGCAACACCCCGGAACUGCUCUUCCUGGAGCGGGACUGGCUGCUCCUAGUCCUGUGAAGAAAAAGCUGAGUCUAGGUGACUAUCUAAGUCGAAGGGGGUCGUUAAAGACUCCAACAUCGGAGAAGACGCAGGCGCAGGCUGCAAUGCCACCCCCCACCCCUCCUGCUCAGCUCUCGGACAGACGGGAUGUUUCAGCUAUGACAGGUAACAUACAUCCGGACAGCAGCCCUUCAUUGUCGAGUCCAACAACGGCGGAUGUCACAAUGAAACAUGUCUCGAGCUCAUCACAACCCGCGCAUUCUCCAUCAAUUUCCUGAUCGACUCUCAUCAUUCGGUCAUUGGUGCGGAAAUGGCUGGCCAAUACCUGACGAAUUACUUCUCUUUUAUACAUGUUUUUAUUACCGCUAUCUCUUUUAUUCACUUGUAAACGAUUGGAAUGGACUGGCGUUCGUCGUGGCUUUGGGUGCUUAUUCUUGCGAGAGGUUUGAGGGUGGCGUACUUGGCGCGUUUGGCGGGAAUAACUGAUGGGUUACGGCUCUCUAUGGAAUGGAAGCCAUGGUCAUGCGAUUCUCUACGCGCAGCCUUUGCUUGCUUCACGCUUUGUCUUCUAGCCUUUCAUCUCAGAAUAUGUCCGUAGUGGUCCUGGGAUAGCUAGCGUCAA